This is a messenger RNA of Nicotiana tabacum (common tobacco), 1574 nucleotides long. RefSeq names its product ABSCISIC ACID-INSENSITIVE 5-like protein 7. Gene Ontology annotation, biological process: positive regulation of DNA-templated transcription. Lineage: Eukaryota; Viridiplantae; Streptophyta; Magnoliopsida; Solanales; Solanaceae. Gene Ontology annotation, cellular component: nucleus. Gene Ontology annotation, molecular function: DNA-binding transcription factor activity. The record is from RefSeq and is a predicted model, not a curated record.
AAAAACACACCAAAGGGGGAAAGAAGACACUUGUCGACUCCAGCAAGCCCUUAAUCAGCGAAGAAGAAGGAAACGACACGCUUCAGCUCUCUUCUGCUCCCUCCCUUCUCUGCUCCAAAAGGAUAUCCGAAUACCCUUUGUGUUUUGGUACCAUGGGAUCUUACUUGAACUUCAAGAACUUUGCUGACACACCACAGCCGGAAAGCUACGGUGGGAAGUCAAUGUGUAAUGGUAAUUUCCCUUUGGCUAGGCAAUCUUCCAUAUAUUCCUUGACAUUUGAUGAGCUUCAAACUACAUUUAGUGGACUUGGAAAAGAUUUUGGAUCAAUGAAUAUGGAGGACCUCUUGAAAAACAUUUGGACAGCUGAAGAGUCUCAAGCUACGGCAUCUACUACUGGUAGUGUAGAUGGGAGUGUAGCUGCAGGAAAUUUGCAGAGACAAGGUUCUUUGACAUUACCUCGAACACUUAGUCAGAAAACAGUUGAUGAAGUAUGGAGAGUCUUUCAGAAAGAAACUGUUAGUGCCAAAGAGGGAAGUGACACUGGGAAUUCAAACUUUGGGCAGAGGCAAUCUACCUUGGGAGAAAUGACGUUGGAGGAGUUUUUGGUUAGAGUUGGAGUGGUUAGAGAAGAUAUGCAAUGUACAAACUCAAAUGGAAUUACAUUUGACAACGGUUCAAGUCAACACAGUAACAACAAUGGUUUGAACAUAGCAUUUCAGCAACCAACUCAAAACAAUGGACUGUUGAUCAAUCAAAUUGCAGCUAAUAACAUGUUGAAUGUGGUUGGUGCCACACCUUCACAGCAACAACCUCAGCACCAACAGCCUCUUUUUCCCAAGCAAACAACGGUGGCAUUUGCAUCGCCUAUGCAAUUAUCGAACAAUGGACACCUGGCUCCUGCUGUUGGAAUGUCCGGUCCUUCCGUAAAUACUAAUAUGGCUCAAGGCGGAGUUAGGGGGGUGACCGUAUUUCAUAAUGGAGUUUCACCAGCAAAAGGAGGAUCGCCUGGAAAUGACUUUGUUGCAAGGAGCAAUACAGAUACAUCAUCUCUUUCACCUUCCCCUUAUGCAUUUAAUGAAGGUGUAAGAGGUAGGAGAUCAGGCAGUUCUUUGGAAAAAGUUGUAGAGAGAAGGCGUAGGAGGAUGAUUAAGAACAGAGAGUCCGCAGCUAGAUCAAGGGCUCGGAAGCAGGCCUAUACUUUAGAGUUGGAAGCUGAAGUGGCAAAGCUAAAAGAAAUUAAUGAAGAGUUGCAGAAGAAACAGGCUGAAAUUAUGGAGAAGCAGAAAAAUCAGCUACUGGAAAAAAGGAAUAUGCCAUGCGGAUAUAAAUUAAGAUGCUUGAGAAGGACACUGACAGGACCUUGGUAGAAGAAUGAGAAGUUAAAAGCAAAAAUUCUUAGAGUUCAAGCUUAGGAACUAGUUAAAUAGGUGGAUGGAGUUGUGAGUUAUGAUCUGAUUCAGAUCUAUCUUCUUCACGUGUUUGGUAACUUUAUGUAUGGGGAGUGAGAUCGUGCCCGUGUAUGUACAUUAUGUAAACAAUCUGCUUGUAUGAAGUUUCUUCUUUUGUGUACUUUU